GCGAGGCUUUGAAAGUGUUGAGUGUGACUUGAGUCCGGGAGAGACCAUGUCCGCCGUCAUAGGCAAACUAUCCUCACCUCUACCCUUAUUUAAAACUCAUUCUCCAUGAAAUAACAGUAACGGGGGGCCUUAAGGAUGGCCAACUCGGGUGCUGUUCAGGUGAAACUAGAACUUGGUCAUCGUGCGCAGGUCAGAAAGAAACCCACUGUGGAAGGCUUCACCCACGACUGGAUGGUGUUUGUCCGAGGACCAGAACACAGCAACAUUCAGCACUUUGUGGAGAAAGUAGUUUUUCACCUGCAUGAAAGCUUCCCUAAACCAAAAAGAGUGUGCAAGGAUCCACCAUACAAAGUGGAGGAGUCUGGAUACGCAGGCUUCAUAUUGCCUAUUGAAGUUUACUUCAAAAAUAAGGAAGAACCCAAGAAAGUUCGAUUUGAUUACGACCUGUUUCUCCAUCUGGAGGGCCACCCACCUGUCAAUCAUCUCCGCUGUGAGAAGCUCACCUUCAACAACCCAACAGAGGAGUUUCGCAGGAAGCUACUGAAAGCCGGAGGGCAACGGGAUCCUCACAAACGAAGUUCAGAAGACUCAAAAGUGAUGGUAAUGCAGGAGGGCUCCACCUCCCUGUUCAGCCAGCACCUGAAGCUGCCUACACUCCCCAACAACUCGCUGACAUCCACCUUCUCAGACCCAAAGAAGAGCAAAGGCUUCCAUGGGUCAAAGGAUGGCUCCAAAGGAAGCAGCACCACCACCCUUCUCACCACUGCCACAACCACCAGCACCAACAGCAGCAGCUUCUCCAAACUCCACAAACCCUCCAAGGACCACAAAGACAAGCCUCCAAAAGACUUAAAAGAGUCAAAAAGUGCCUUCAGAGAUUCUAGCUGGGAACCCACCAAAGCCCCCAAAGAACCUUCCAAGAAACCCAAAGAGAACCAGCCACUUAGAGAUAUAAAUCCUAAGAUGGGCUUCAAGGAACCCAAGUCUUUGUCCAAGGAACAUCGAACUGAGGGGACGACCCACGGGUCAGGGCUAAAUAAGCGUCCGUCCACCGCUGACAGUGACGAUCACGUGACCAAAAAAUGGAAAAAGGGAUUUGUGGAUCCAUCAGGGAAGCAGACAACGGGGUUGGAUGCACUUUUGGAUAAGAAACUUUUGAAGGAUAAAUCGCAUACGCGAACAAGUAAACCGCAAGCGGAAGGUGACGAGGCAGAGCGCAGGAAGGCGCCGACACUUCCGCCAUUCCAGGAACUAGUGGACGCCAACGACUCGGAUAUGGAGGACCAGUCCACCAAAUCAGAUUCUGAACAGCCCAGUCCAGCCAGUUCCAGCUCCAGCUCAGGCUUCGCUCCCACACACCAAAAACGGCAAGUGGUGGACUUCAUCAUCAGGAAAAGGGUGGCUAUUCCUGCCACCACCCACACAGUGCUGGGCCCGUUGCAGUCAGUCAUGCAGGAUCUGCACUCAGACGACAACGAUGAAGAUUCAGAGGACGACGAUGACAACGACAUGGACUCUGAUGUAGAGCGGCCAGCACACACACAUCUCAUACACCACCAACGCAGGGUCAGUUUGAGUGAUGGCAGUGAGAGUGAUAGCUUGUCGCCCUCACCCCCAUCCCGAAAUGAAGCCCCGCCCUUACUGAAGACUACUAACAAUCAGAUACUGGAAGUGAAGAGUCCCACCAAGCAGAAUAAGCAGGACAAGAACAAAAACAUGGAUUGCGAUAAGGCAUACCUGGAUGAGCUGGUGGAGCUGCACAAAAGACUGAUGACACUAAGAGAAGGGCAUAUACUGCAACAGAUCGUGAACCUCAUUGAGGAGACUGGACACUUCCACAUCACAAACACUACUUUUGACUUCGACCUUUGCUCCUUGGAUAGAAGUACAGUGAGAAAACUCCAGAGCUACCUGGAGACCUCUGGACUGUUCUGAGGCCCUGAUCAGGUGGUUGCUGGAUCUCAGUCUCCAUGUGGACUUUUGAUCUUUUUCUUGAAUAAACAACUUUGGAUGCAAUGCAGAGGCCCUACUGUGGUUUGGGUCCAGUUGCUCUGCGUCCAGCCUGCUGGUUGGACUGGGCUCUCUGAACGAAGAGGUGGUCACGCUGCAGAAACCAGAGCCUGGUGUUGCGGGGAUGAGCCCUGUGGAUCAGGAGAUCACCCGUACAGCCUUGAAAACUUCCCUUGGUUUAUAAAAAAACAAAGUGGGGAGUGUUAACCUUGCUUCUCUUAAUGAAUGUGCAUAUUGUUACCAUGUAUGUUCCUUGUUUAUUGUGACAAAUGCAUGGUCAACUUUGCCUUACCACAUUGUAAGUCUUAUUUAUUGAAUUUAAUUUGCAGGUGUGUGCGUGAGUGUAUGCGUGCGUGCUUGUGUUGCGUGCGCGCUUGUGUUGCGUGCGCGUGUUUGAAAUGGAAAAAAAAAAACUGCAGAAUGAGACUUUGUUGAAGCACUUCACAACAGACAUUUCUUUAAAUCUGUGUGACAUUUCAGCAUUACCGAGCACACUCAAUUUUGCCACUGACAAAUUGAAAUCGAAUGUCGUACUGAAUCAUUUUAAUGGGAACAAAAAACUGCCUGAUUCAUUUAUAUUCCAAGUGAUCAAAGAACAGUUCUGCAGAAACGGUCACAUUGAAUCUUGUGAGGUCAGUUUUUGUGAGAAUCCUGUGAGAGGCCUGUUCAGUCAGUGAAGGGGAGUGGUUUGGAUAACAACACGCUUUUAAAAAAAAUAAAAAAUGGGGAUUGGUCCCCCAAUCCAGUUGAAGCCUAAUCUCUAUAGGCAGAUAUUUACAUAUGGUUGUAGAAUUUGUAGGCAGCAGGACAAGAUUUUGGUAUUGGAAGUGUUUCCAUUGUAGUCCAUUUGUAGUCUGUUUGUAGUCAGAUUAGUAUGAACUAAUCACAUUUGAGUGGUCUUUGGUUGCGUGCAGGUAACAAUCCCUAUGGAGAGCAAAAGAGGCUGACAGCUUUGGCUGAAAGGCAAUCUUGAAACCCACUGGUUAUCAUUCACAAAGGUUCAUCUUUUUAUUUUAUUUCAUUAUUUUUUUAUUUUCUUACUUUAAUGUACACUACUGGUCAAAAGUUUUAGAACACACCAACUUUUCCAGAAUUUAAUUGAAAAUGAUGCAGUUUAAUGUCUCAGUGUACUCUGAAAUGAAUGCACAUUUGCAACAUUUAAAUUCUUUAUUGAGCAUGAUAGUGUUUUGAAAGUAAAAAAAAGAUUCAAAAUCACAUUUUAUGUUGGACUAAAGGACUAAAAAAAGACACAAAAUGACCAAAAAAAGACACAAAAUGACAAAAAAAGACACCAAAAGAUACAAAAUGACUAAAAAAAGACACAAAAUGACUUACAAAGACAUGAAAAUAAUUCAAAAAUGGACAAAAUAACCCAAGACCCAAGAGUUAAGUUGUUAACCCAUUUCUUGUUCCCUGAAAAAGGCCUACUUGUAUAAUUCUGAAAUGUACAUUAUUUUUCAGUUUUGGUUAAGCUUACCUUUUUUAUUUACCUCUGGCAGUUCACCACUUACCUUUGUACCCUUUCAAGCUGUUCAUUUGACUUGAACUGCUUGAAUUUCAAUAAAAAACUGGAAAAAUUGGGGUGUUCUAAAACUUUUGACCAGUAGUGUAUCUGCAUCAGUACACAGAUAAACAACUCCAGCUCCACUCUAGAGUCGCAGGUUGCAGUAAAUUAAUCUUGGCUCAUAUUUGUCAUGGUUACACCGGAAGUGCAGAAAUAUUGCCCCUUGACCCAGAAUAAUAACUGAUAGAUGAUGCUUUUCAUGAUUAGUUGUAACUCCAUCUUUUGAAAACAAAUAUAGUUGGUUUGAGGCUGUUGGAAAACACCUGCACUCUUGGUACAAACCACAAAUGUAGGUAAAAAACAAAAACAAUAUUUUGAUUUUAGAUAAAGUUUUCACAUAUUUUCAUACAUCUCUCCCCAAAGGCAUUUGUGAUGUUGUACAUAAACUCUGCUGGUCACUUCAACACCUCCAGACACCUAGACCCUGUUUAGUCUUGGUUUUAACCCAUUGACGCCUGUAACGCCUGUAAAACCUCUGGGCGAUUUUAAAAUAAGCCCCUAAAACCUGAAGAUUUUCUGGAAAUUCAACAGAAGUGUCAGCGCUUCUACUAAAUAAUAGAUUUUUCAGCCUCUGUAGCAGAUAGAAAUGAAAUUCAAAAAGUAUUUGAGAGCUUAUACAAAUACUACAAAACGACGUAUCCGCUUUCCAGGCUUCAAUGGGUUAAAAU
This is a messenger RNA of Centropristis striata (black sea bass), 4242 nucleotides long. It is a transcript of the gene mllt3, whose product is annotated as MLLT3 super elongation complex subunit. The transcript is spliced from 14 exons. NCBI's taxonomy places the organism in Eukaryota, Metazoa, Chordata, Actinopteri, Perciformes, Serranidae. Gene Ontology annotation, biological process: regulation of DNA-templated transcription. Gene Ontology annotation, cellular component: super elongation complex. Bases 136 to 1935 code for a protein of 599 amino acids. The record is from RefSeq and is a predicted model, not a curated record.